AUGGCCCGAUUCGGAGGCUCGACCUCGCUCGCCGCGACCUUGAUCAUCCUGUUCAGUUUCUUUGCUUCGGUCUUGGCAGCUACGGAAACUGUCUACAUCACCGGCUCAGAUAAAGAUGGCAACAGCAAGCAGCUCGCGGUCAAUCGCAAUCCUGGACUGUUUACGGGCGAUUUUGGCGACUGUCUGGGAGGACAAAGUUUGUUCAACAUUACGAAAUUCGAUGCCGCCUACUAUGCCGACAACAUGACCGUCCAGUUCCAUUUGGACGGGACCACCAAUAUUAGGAACGAAUCAUUGAUGAAUGGCGAGACGAGAUUCGAGAUGAACUUUAACCCCUGCAUGGCCAACAUCGCUAGUCUGUGCCCUCUGAACGCCAGCAAGCCCAUCACUGCAUUUGCAGAGUUCAGACUCACGCCUGCUCAGAUCGACGGCAUUCCUUCCAUCGCCCUCGAUAUUCCCGAUUUCGAAGGUUCUGCGCGCAUCCAGAUCUUUGCAAACUCGAGUCAGACGCAGAUAGGAUGUUUCCAAGCCGUCAUGCGGAACGGCAACAGCUUCUCCCACCCAGCCGCUAUUUCGUCGAUACUGGGCGUGUUCACGCUCGCCGCUAUCCUGGCUUCUGCAGCAACCGCCAUGUAUGGUGUUAGCAUGCCUCAUAUCAGGACCCACUAUGCCCAUUCUCUGUCAGUCCUGGUCAUCUUCGAGACUUAUCAGACCGUUUUCUUCUCGGGUGCCUUGUCCGUCGACUGGCCUAGCGUCCUGCCCGCCUGGUGGAGCAACUUCGGAUGGGCCGCUGGCAUGAUAUACAGCGAGAAGGUAAUCAACUCGAUCGACGGUUUCGCCGGCGUGACUGGUAAUGCCAGCCAGGUAGGCGGUGCAGGGUCGACCGUUAUCAACACCGGGGGUGGCCUCGUCCAGCAAAUCUAUGGCCGCUCGCUCGACACUUUCGCGACGUCUAGCGAUGGAGCGUCCGUUCCGACUCUCGUGCAGCGAGCGACUAGGGCUUACAACACGAGCAAUCCAUACGAAUACUACUGGGCGGGAGGCCCCGUCGCUCCGGGCAUGCCUACGCCAGGCAAGUGGAUUGGGUUCGCCGGAGACCUUUCUGCCCUCGGCAUUCCGGCCGCCGAUGCCUUCACACUUGGUCUUAUCUGGUGGUUGGUGGCCAUCGGACUAGUCGCCGUCUCCAUCGUUGCGUUCAAGUUCAUGCUCGACUUGCUUGCUCGGACAAAGCUGAUCAAGCAGGAUCGCUUCUUGUACUUCCGCAAUCACCUGGGCGGAUAUCUGGCAGUUGGAGUCCUGCGCACGUUACUCGUUUCGUUCUCCUCCCUGAUGACCCUGGCGCUGUUCCAGUUCAAUAUUCGCGCACCGGCUGGCCCGACAGCCAUCGCGGCGAUUAUCUUCAUUAUCUUGCUCAUUGGCGUUGGCGGCCUUGUAGCUUACGCAUGUUUCUUCCGUCUCCGCCUCGGCAAGUAUGAAAUGGGCCCCGAUACGAUCAUGUUCGAACAGGGCAAACUCUUUGGCUCAAUACCAGCGGUUGCAACAACGCGUGCCAGCGAAAUUGGCGAGAAGGAAACCACCGCCAAACGAUACGGUUCCAUGCCGUUCUUCAAGAUCCGAUUCAUUGACGACGACCCAAACCGGACAACGGUCCACCAAGACGAGGUUUACAUCAAGCGUUUUGGUUGGCUGUCGGCUCGUUAUCGCCGGACCAGAUGGUGGUUCUUCGCCUGCUGGCUAAGCUACCAGUUCAUUCGGGCCUGCUUUAUUGGUGGCGGAGCACGAAGCCCCCUUGCCCAGGUUUAUGGAUUAUUCGUCUUUGAGAUUAUCGCUUUCAUCGUCUUUGUCAAACUGAACCCCUUCGAAGGCCAGAGAAACACUUCCUUGGCAAUCUGGAUGCUGGGCAUCACCAAGAUUGUCACUGCAGGAUUUUCUAUUGCCUUCUUACCGGCAUUCGCCAUUGGCCGCAUCCUCUCGACGGUUUUCGGCAUUAUCAUCAUUGUUGUCCAAGGAUUUCUUGUUGUUGCCGUUUUGAUUCUUAUUGUCCUAGGCGUCAUAUCAUCAUGGAUGUCGCUUUACCGAAAUCGCGAACAGUUCCCCGAAGUGCUGGAUGGAAUUCGCAUCAAGUACUAUGAGCAUAUCCAGGCUAGAGCUACCGACCUUCCGCCGCCACCGAAACCAGAGUCGAAGACCGAAGAGCCUCGGGAGCCACCGCAGCCAUAUUUCUCGGUCAACAGCGUUCGCCGGACUCGCAAGAUUGAGGAUGACGACGAGGAGGACCAGGUUGGAGAUAUCAUUCGGCCAGCUAAUGCUUCAGUGGUACAAUUUGCGCCAGGUACUACCACCACCCGACGAACACGAACAGAUAGUGUCAGCUCGCGCUACUCUGUUGGUAGCUUGCCGCGCCGCGCCAGACCACACCGCACCUCAUGGAGUUCAGCUGAUUUUGCUGAAUGGGAUGCCAACAAUAAUGCGGAUAGGCCCGGAUCAUCGCUCGCACACCGUAGCAGCUUCGGUCAUCAGCGCAAAGUGUCACACUCUGGAUCGCAACCCGACCUCGGACGCUCCGCCAACAACUCACCGGCGCCUGCAAGAUCCGUGUCAAUGACGAACAACGAAUUACGCCGUCUCAUGACUCCCACCGAGGAGCUUCCAGAGGAGAGUGUAAUGACACCCGGGAGCAUGGCCGAGCCUGAGACCAGCACCAAACACACUGAUACCGCUAUUUCCCCCAUCCACGAAAAGGACGAGCAUGAAGUAAGGGGGGAGAAUGUCUCUCCUGUUGAGGAAAAACACCAAAAGUCUUGA
Molecule: messenger RNA, 2805 nt
Organism: Colletotrichum fioriniae
Lineage: Eukaryota; Fungi; Ascomycota; Sordariomycetes; Glomerellales; Glomerellaceae
Source: RefSeq, a predicted model, not a curated record